AUCACAAAACAAUUUAAAAAAAUGGAAACAAAAAUAAUGAAGAAAAAGCAAGCUGGUCCCCAACAGACAUGCGGGUUCGUCUCCUAUAAAACUUGUUUAAUCUCUCCUUCACACUUAUCACGCCACCUCACCUCCUCCUCUCUCCUCUCUCUCCCUCUGGAGAGAUUAUUCCCUCCAAUGGAUCUCCGACGGAGGCCUCCUAAACCACCGGUUAACAACAACACCGACGGAUCUUUCCGUUCUUAUCAAACCCGCACUUCCGAUGAUGAUCACCGUCGCCGGACUACAACGAUUGCUCCUCCACCUAAAGCCUCCGAUGCGCUUCCUCUUCCAUUAUAUCUCACGAACGCCGUCUUCUUCACGCUCUUCUUCUCCGUCGCGUAUUAUCUCCUCCACCGGUGGCGUGACAAGAUCCGUUACAAUACGCCUCUUCACGUCGUCACUAUCACAGAACUCGGCGCCAUUAUUGCUCUCAUCGCUUCGUUUAUCUAUCUCCUAGGGUUUUUUGGUAUUGACUUUGUUCAGUCAUUUAUCUCACGCGCCUCCGGUGAUGCGUGGGAUCUCGCGGAUACGAUCGAUGAAGAUGACCACCGCCUCGUCACGUGCUCUCCACCGACUCCGAUCGUUUCCGUUGCUAAGUUACCAAAUCCGGAGCCUAUUGUCACCGAAUCGCUUCCUGAGAAAGACGAGGAGAUUGUGAAAUCCGUUAUCGACGGAGUGAUUCCAUCGUACUCGCUCGAAUCUCGUCUCGGUGAUUGCAAAAGAGCGGCGUCGAUUCGGCGGGAGGCGUUGCAGAGAGUCACCGGGAGAUCGAUGGAAGGAUUACCGUUGGAUGGAUUUGAUUAUGAAUCGAUUUUGGGGCAAUGCUGUGAGAUGCCUGUAGGAUAUAUUCAGAUUCCUGUGGGGAUUGCUGGACCAUUGUUGCUUGAUGGUUACGAGUACUCUGUUCCUAUGGCUACAACCGAAGGUUGUUUGGUUGCUAGCACUAACAGAGGCUGCAAAGCCAUGUAUAUCUCUGGUGGAGCCACCAGUACGGUUCUCAAGGACGGUAUGACUCGAGCACCUGUCGUUCGGUUCGCAUCCGCGAGACGAGCUUCCGAGCUUAAGUUUUUCUUGGAGAAUCCAGAGAACUUUGAUACUCUGACAGUAGUCUUCAACAGGUCGAGUAGAUUCGCAAGAUUGCAAAGUGUUAAAUGCACAAUCGCGGGGAAGAAUGCUUAUGUAAGGUUCUGUUGUAGUACUGGUGAUGCUAUGGGGAUGAAUAUGGUAUCUAAAGGUGUGCAGAAUGUUCUCGAAUAUCUUACCGAUGAUUUUCCCGACAUGGAUGUCAUUGGAAUCUCUGGUAAUUUUUGUUCGGACAAGAAACCUGCUGCUGUGAACUGGAUUGAGGGACGUGGCAAAUCAGUUGUUUGUGAGGCUGUAAUCAAAGGAGAGAUCGUGAACAAGGUCUUAAAAACGAGCGUGGCUGCUUUGGUCGAGCUCAAUAUGCUCAAGAAUCUUGCGGGCUCUGCUGUUGCAGGCUCUCUAGGUGGGUUCAACGCUCAUGCCAGUAACAUAGUCUCUGCUGUGUUCAUAGCUACUGGCCAAGAUCCAGCUCAAAACGUGGAGAGCUCUCAAUGCAUCACCAUGAUGGAAGCUAUUAACGACGGCAAAGAUAUCCAUAUCUCAGUCACUAUGCCAUCUAUCGAGGUGGGGACAGUGGGAGGAGGAACACAGCUUGCAUCUCAAUCAGCGUGUUUAAACCUGCUCGGAGUUAAAGGAGCGAGCAAGGAGUCGCCGGGAAUGAACUCAAGGAGGCUAGCGACGAUAGUGGCCGGAGCAGUUUUAGCGGGAGAGUUAUCUCUAAUGUCAGCAAUUGCAGCUGGACAGCUUGUGAGAAGUCACAUGAAAUACAACAGAUCCAGCCGAGACAUCUCUGGAGCAACGACAACAUCAACAACAUGAUAUGAAUCUCUCUGGCUCAAAACUCACAAAGAAGGACAACAAUCCAAAACAAGGGCAAGGCAUUUUACAACUCAUUCGCUCCAAAAUCGCUGGUGGACAGAUUUAAGCCAUGUGCGUGUGCGUUGCCCUUUUUGUUAAAUAAAAAAAAACUAUUUGUUUUGUUUGUUUGACUUGAAAUCUUUUUUUGGAUUGAGGAUCGAGAGAGAGAGAUUUUACACACUUUCUCUCUCUCUCUCUUUCUCACUCUCAUGGAUAAUUCGUGUCUCUUUGAUUUGUCUAAGCUUUGUCUUUGUUUGUUAGGAAGUGGUCUGUAUGAAAAAAAAAUUGUGUAUGCAGUUGCGUUUGGGGACAUUUUUGAGUUUUUUUCUCUGUUUUGUUUCCUCUCUACAUUUUUUUUUUUUGUUAUAUAUAAAAAUAUUUCCCUGUGUGUUUGGACAUCUCUCUCUGUGUAGUAGUUGUUGUUGGUAAAUAUAAGGUUUUUUUUU
Molecule: messenger RNA, 2429 nt
Organism: Arabidopsis lyrata subsp. lyrata
Lineage: Eukaryota; Viridiplantae; Streptophyta; Magnoliopsida; Brassicales; Brassicaceae
Product: 3-hydroxy-3-methylglutaryl-coenzyme A reductase 1
Exons: 4
Coding region: 22-1944 (640 amino acids)
Biological process (GO): isoprenoid biosynthetic process; sterol biosynthetic process; coenzyme A metabolic process
Cellular component (GO): peroxisomal membrane; endoplasmic reticulum membrane
Molecular function (GO): hydroxymethylglutaryl-CoA reductase (NADPH) activity; protein binding
Source: RefSeq, a predicted model, not a curated record